AUGGACAUCUACGAGUCUCCCCCCAGCAGGUACAUCACACUUGUGUCGAGCGAUGGCUUUGAGUUUGUCGUCAUGCGGGAGGCUGCCUACAUCAGCCCAGCCAUCAAAAGCAUGCUCGACCCAAAGAGCCAGUUCUCGGAGGCGCGCACCGGCCGUUGCGUCUUUGAGGAGAUCAACCUCCUUUGCUCCGGCGCGCCCCAAAAGCAUGAGUCCCAAGCUAACUCGUUUCAAAGUGGCAUGGUGCUUGAAAAGGUAGUCGAGUACUUCCAUUACUGGUACAGGAACAGAGAUCGUGAGGACGUCCCUGAUAUGGAUAUCCCCGUCGAGCUGUGCUUGGAGCUACUGCUCGCUGCGGAUUAUCUCGGUCUUGACAAACCAACAUGA
This is a messenger RNA of Microdochium trichocladiopsis, 384 nucleotides long. Its product is annotated as BTB/POZ protein. Gene Ontology annotation, cellular component: elongin complex. Bases 1 to 384 code for a protein of 127 amino acids. NCBI's taxonomy places the organism in Eukaryota, Fungi, Ascomycota, Sordariomycetes, Xylariales, Microdochiaceae. The record is from RefSeq and is a predicted model, not a curated record. The transcript has 3 exons. Gene Ontology annotation, biological process: ubiquitin-dependent protein catabolic process. Gene Ontology annotation, molecular function: protein-macromolecule adaptor activity.